Molecule: messenger RNA, 1595 nt
Organism: Jatropha curcas
Lineage: Eukaryota; Viridiplantae; Streptophyta; Magnoliopsida; Malpighiales; Euphorbiaceae
Product: Nucleotide-diphospho-sugar transferases superfamily protein
Biological process (GO): protein N-linked glycosylation
Cellular component (GO): endoplasmic reticulum membrane
Source: RefSeq, a predicted model, not a curated record
UGGAAAUUGCGUCGAACCUUUUCUUAACCCAAUCACACUUUUCUUAACCCAAUCAUACUGAAAUGGUGGACAUAUUUCUCUUGUUUUGCACGGAAAAAUUAUGGACUUUUACUGAAACUAAUCGUUUGGUGUAUUUGUGAAGGCAGAGAGGGAACACAAACUAAACGAAAAUGGGGUUUCUAUUGACAUUUUCAGAGCUUUUGGUAGCCCUUAUCACUGUUUUAUUCUCUGCAAUCUUCUAUGAAGCCUACAAACGACGACACAACAACAGGCAUGUUGAUGCUCCUGCUAUCUUUGAGGAUCCGAAUUCGUUGAAACAGGUCCCUUGCCCCCAUAUCCAUGAUCCAGCAGAGAAGUAUAUAUCUUUGAUCAUGCCUGCAUUUAAUGAAGAGCAUAGGCUUCCUGGAGCACUUGAUGAAACCAUGAAUUAUCUUCAACAACGUGCGGCAAAGGAUAAGUCAUUUACUUAUGAGGUGGUGAUUGUGGACGAUGGAAGUGCUGAUGCAACAAAUAGAGUAGCUUUUGGCUUUGUGAAAAAAUACACAGUGGAUAAUGUAAGGGUUAUCCUUCUUGGGAAAAAUCAUGGCAAGGGAGAAGCGAUUCGAAAAGGCAUGCUUCAUUCACGUGGUCAACUACUUCUAAUGCUGGAUGCUGAUGGGGCGACAAAGGUUAAUGACCUAGAGAAACUUGAAGAUCAGAUUCAUGCAGCUGCCAAGGAGUUUAACUUAGGAGACUCAAAAGCCACAGAUUCAAAUAUUAGAAUAUCUGAUGUCCCAAUUGCUGCAUUUGGUUCUCGUGCUCAUCUUGAGGAGAAGGCUUUGGCAACAAGAAAGUGGUACCGCAAUGUUCUGAUGAAGGGAUUUCAUCUUGUGGUUCUCUUAUCUGCUGGUCCUGGAAUCCGUGAUACACAGUGUGGUUUUAAGAUGUUUACCCGAGCUGCAGCAAGGAGUCUUUUUACAAACAUCCGGCUGAAAAGAUGGUGCUUUGAUGUCGAGGUGGUUUAUCUAUGCAAACGAUUUGGUAUCCCUAUGCUUGAAAUUUCUGUAAACUGGUCUGAAAUUCCUGGAUCCAAGGUGAAUCUAUUAAGCAUCCCCAACAUGCUUUGGGAGCUUGCAAUCAUGUCCAUGGGAUAUAGAACGGGAUUGUGGAGUGCUUGCAAAUGAAUAUUUAUAAUAGAGUUUAUUUACAGGAACUGUAGCACUCUUAUUGGCCUCUUUUGUUCUCAUGCAAUACUGGACAGAGGAAGACACCGAGGACUCCAUCCUUAUUGUAAAAGCACAUUUGACAGCGUAAUUAAGGAGAAAAAUUUAAACUCGUAGGACUUCAAAAGGCAAGCAGUAGCAGACCCUUUAGUUUCAUUUAUGCUAACAUUUUGAGUGGCCAUAUUUUUUUUUCUUCUAUGUUCAGUACAUUGAUCAUUGAAUUAAGAGCUUAGCUUCUUAUGUUAAGACACAUGUAGUUAAGUAAUACAGCUCGUUCAUAUGAGCCAGAGGUCAUGUUAACAUGGGUAUGUCCUAAAGUAAUUCACUACAUGAUGUCACUAUGUCCUAAACAAUCAACAUUUUCCUAAGGUACUAUGUUUUUUUUUUUGAAAA